Olea europaea var. sylvestris is the source of this 4823-nucleotide messenger RNA. RefSeq lists its product as uncharacterized. The transcript has 29 exons. NCBI's taxonomy places the organism in Eukaryota, Viridiplantae, Streptophyta, Magnoliopsida, Lamiales, Oleaceae. Bases 364 to 4362 code for a protein of 1332 amino acids. Gene Ontology annotation, molecular function: ATP binding; protein kinase activity. The record is from RefSeq and is a predicted model, not a curated record. Gene Ontology annotation, biological process: protein phosphorylation; regulation of DNA-templated transcription.
GCGAUAAUUAAUAUACGUUACAUGGAAUAGAGCUAGAGAAACCUCCCAAAUCAAGAACCGCCUUACUCAAAAGGGCAGAGAAAUGUGAGAGAGAGCUGAAUGGUAGCUUCUUGAACUGUAAUUGAUCCCAAAUUUGUCCACUUUCAGCAACAAUUGAUUGCAUAUAAACACAUGGAUUCACAUAAAAAAGUUGUUUGCCAAAAGGGUGUAGGGGGAACGGAAAGACAGUGAUUCUGUCCUAAAUCCAUGUCAAAGUAUAUAAAGAGUGAGAAGUAAAAAUGAGGGUUCAAGUAAUUUGAAACAUUUGGGCACUUGUUUUGGGGCAUUCAAGUUUUAUUUUUGUUUGGUGUUGAGUUAAUUAUUAUGGAAAAUGAUGCAAAAGAUCCAUCAGCAGCAUCAGGGGCACCACCACAAGCGGAGGAGCUAUUAAAGAAGCUCCAAGAAUUAGAAACAGGACAUGCCCAGUUAAAGCAAGAGAUGUCUAAGCUCACGAGUUCACCACAAUCAACUAUGCAUCAAAAUUUCAAGCAGAGGUCCCAUUCCAUUUCCCCUCAGCGGGUGCCGUGGAGGAGGGCCGGUGGCGGAGAUGGUGGCUUAGUGGCGGCGUGGAAGAGAGGGUCGGCAUCAUUCCGGCACUCAUCGCCGUUGCAGCGGGAGAGUAGUAGUAAAGAUGUGCAUAGUGGCGGUGAUUGUGGGGUUGGGCGUUGGGGUGCUGAUGGUGGAGGAGGGGGAGGGCCAGCGGCUGUGAAGUUCACAGAUAAGCAAUAUUUGAAUAUAUUGCAGUCAAUGGGACAGUCAGUGCAUAUACUUGAUCUGAAUGGUCGGAUAGUUUACUGGAACAGAAGUGCUGAAAAUAUUUAUGGAUAUUCAGCUUCCGAGGCUUUAGGGAAAGACAUCCUUGAGCUGGUAACAGAUGACCAAGACUUUGCUGUGGGAAGAAAUAUAAUGUGUCGUGUAAUGACGGGGGAGAGUUGGACAGGGCAGUUUCCUGUUAAGCACAAGAGAGGCGAGAGGUUUUCAGUUAUUGCAACAGAUACCCCUUUAUAUGAUGAUGAUGGCUCUUUGGUCGGGAUUAUAUGCGUCUCCUGUGAUUCAAGACCUUUCCUAGAAGCGAAAGCAGUAACAUCUGCGCCUAAGCCGGUGGAAACUAGUUCAAUAUUUAGCAGGCCAAGACUUUUUGCUUCAGCCAAACUUGGACUUGAUCCUCAGCAGCCUCUGCAAGCUGCAAUUUCCUCCAAAAUAUCAAAUUUGGCUUCCAAAGUCAGCGACAAAGUUAAGUCGAAAAUAAGAUCUGGAGAGAACAUUUUGGAUCUUGAUAUCGGAAGUGGAGAUAGUCAUCACUCUGAUAAUGAUUUCUCAGAUGCUGCUCUCUCUGACCAUAGGGAAGAUGCAGCUUCAAGUGGAGCCAGUACGCCAAGAGAUGCACAUCCAUCUCCUUUUGGUGUGUUCUCUGGGGUUAGUUAUGAGGAGCGCUCACCUGUUAAUCCAUCAAGAGAUUCUGGUGAUGAGAGUGAAGGUAAAACUGGUAUCUCUAAGAUCAUUACCCCGAAAGCUGAAGCUUGGAUCGGUAAGAAAGGUUUGGCAUGGCCAUGGAAAGGAAAUGAACGAGAUGGAUCAGAAACAAAGACAUGUCAUCCUGUCUGCCCGUGGUUGCACAAUGACCAGGACAACGAAUUGGGUCAGCCGAAGAGUUCACCAAAGUCAGAAAAUCAGGUUGCUGAAAAUCGCUGGACUGCCCAUAGUGAGGCUUCAGGAUCUUGGUCCUCGCCGUUCAAUGUUAACAGCACAAGCACGGUUAGCAGUGGUGGUAGUACUAGCAGUACUACUGUUAAUAAAAUUGAUACCGUAUCUGACUGCUUAGAUUAUGAAAUCUUGUGGGAGGACUUGACAAUUGGAGAACAGAUUGGUCAAGGUUCUUGUGGAACUGUAUAUCAUGCUCUGUGGUAUGGAUCCGAUGUUGCUGUCAAGGUAUUUUCCAGACAAGAAUAUUCUGAUGAUGUAAUAUUUUCCUUCAGACAGGAGGUGUCACUUAUGAAAAGACUUCGACAUCCAAAUAUUCUGCUCUUCAUGGGUGCUGUUACUUCCCCUCAACGUCUCUGUAUUGUUACAGAGUUUCUACCUCGUGGAAGUUUGUUCCGGUUAUUACAGAGGCAUGCAUCAAAAUUCGAUUGGAGGCGACACAUUCACAUGGCUUUGGAUAUUGCACGAGGCAUGAAUUAUCUUCAUCGUUGCAAUCCACCUAUUGUUCAUCGUGAUUUAAAGUCAUCCAAUCUUCUCGUCGACAGGAACUGGAAUGUGAAGGUUGGUGAUUUUGGUCUCUCACGGCUUAAACAUGAAACUUAUUUGACAACAAAGACGGGGAAAGGAACGCCUCAAUGGAUGGCUCCAGAAGUUCUUCGUAGUGAACCCUCAGAUGAGAAGGCUGAUGUGUACAGCUUUGGUGUAAUACUAUGGGAGCUCGUUACCCAGAAGAUUCCUUGGGAUAACCUCAACUCAAUACAGCGUCAUUGGAUUCUACAGGUAAUUGGAGCUGUAGGGUUUAUGAACCAACGGCUAGAGAUUCCAAAGGACGUUGAUCCACAAUGGGCUUCUAUCAUCGAGAGCUGCUGGCAAAGUGAUCCACAGUACCGGCCGUCGUUCCAAGAACUAGUGGAAAAGCUUAAAGAUCUGCAAAGACAAUAUGUCAUUCAAUUUCAAGCGGGUCGUAGCGUUGCUGGAGAUAGUGGUAAAAAAGAGCUGUAUUCAUUUACGAGUGUCUCCGGUGGAAGGUCUCUCAUUUGUUUACAUCAGGAACUCCCGAUCACUGAUGCAUCUGCUAAAAACCAUUCUGGUAGCCAUUCCUUGCCUUUGAUGAAAUUUAGAGAGAGGAAUGGAGCUGCUUCUUUAUCAGUGAGUUGUUUUGACCAAGUUGCGCGGUUUGUUGAAGCAGAUCCAGUUUGUCCAGCCUUGAGGUAUGACUGUCCGAGAAAAGUAGGUGUUUGCAAAAACUACCCUGGAAUAUGCUCCAUUAGCUCUACCCAAGUACACAUCACCGAUGCCAUAGACCUUCCCCUUGACGAAGACAAAGCCACUGUUUUCCUUGGUGCUUUGCCUGCUAUGUGCUCUCACAUGAUAUAUCGAUUGCCCAUGACCAAAGAUGAAAUCUAUGGAGCCCUGAAUGUAACAGUUGUGAUAGUAGUGUCUGCCCUUAGAGUCAAAGAGUGUGUUAUGGCUGCUGAAAAAUCCACAAUGGUAGAAGGCAGCCUUGUCUCCUCCUACAAAUGCUGCUACAGACUGGUUUUGAGAUGUAUAAGCAAUGCCAGUGGGAGCCUCAUUCUGUCAAACCAUAUGAAUUAUCUAAGUGGAUCGAUAGCUGUCCUCAGAGUUCUCCGACCAGACGAUUGUUGUCCGGCCUCUUCCCUUGCCUCUCAUGAAUAUGUAGGGCUUGUUUCGUGGUAUGUGCACCUUUUCUCUGCAAUGAUGAUCCAAUUAAAAAUUGAUACCGUAUCUGACUGCUUAGAUUAUGAAAUCUUGUGGGAGGACUUGACAAUUGGAGAACAGAUUGGUCAAGGUUCUUGUGGAACUGUAUAUCAUGCUCUGUGGUAUGGAUCCGAUGUUGCUGUCAAGGUAUUUUCCAGACAAGAAUAUUCUGAUGAUGUAAUAUUUUCCUUCAGACAGGAGGUGUCACUUAUGAAAAGACUUCGACAUCCAAAUAUUCUGCUCUUCAUGGGUGCUGUUACUUCCCCUCAACGUCUCUGUAUUGUUACAGAGUUUCUACCUCGUGGAAGUUUGUUCCGGUUAUUACAGAGGCAUGCAUCAAAAUUCGAUUGGAGGCGACACAUUCACAUGGCUUUGGAUAUUGCACGAGGCAUGAAUUAUCUUCAUCGUUGCAAUCCACCUAUUGUUCAUCGUGAUUUAAAGUCAUCCAAUCUUCUCGUCGACAGGAACUGGAAUGUGAAGGUUGGUGAUUUUGGUCUCUCACGGCUUAAACAUGAAACUUAUUUGACAACAAAGACGGGGAAAGGAACGCCUCAAUGGAUGGCUCCAGAAGUUCUUCGUAGUGAACCCUCAGAUGAGAAGGCUGAUGUGUACAGCUUUGGUGUAAUACUAUGGGAGCUCGUUACCCAGAAGAUUCCUUGGGAUAACCUCAACUCAAUACAGGUAAUUGGAGCUGUAGGGUUUAUGAACCAACGGCUAGAGAUUCCAAAGGACGUUGAUCCACAAUGGGCUUCUAUCAUCGAGAGCUGCUGGCAAAGUGAUCCACAGUACCGGCCGUCGUUCCAAGAACUAGUGGAAAAGCUUAAAGAUCUGCAAAGACAAUAUGUCAUUCAAUUUCAAGCGGGUCGUAGCGUUGCUGGAGAUAGUGGUAAAAAAGAGCUGUAAACACAAAUGGCAUGUUUAGUAAGCUGGCUGGGCCGUAUUCAACAUCAUUGAAGAAGUUAAAAUUUUGUGUAGUACUAUGUUACUGUCUAAUGUUGUGUACUAGACAUGUCCCAAAUGUGCAUAAUUAUGCUUGAUUUUUGCUCAUAACAUUGCCGGUAGCAUAUACACUUUAACAUCGUCAUCGAUGUUUUGCAUCUGGUGUUGGCAAGAUGGCUGUUGAAGCUUGCGCUGAAUUGCUUCUGGAGUUGAGACGAAACAUAUAGAGGCUGAGGCCAACUCAGGAUUGUUAUUUUAAGGAUUAAAAUGUAGAUUCAUUUACGAGUGUCUCCGGUGGAAGGUCUCUCAUUUGUUUACAUCAGGAACUCCCGAUCACUGAUGCAUCUGCUGUAAGAUAAACAUCUGAUUUUGUAACACCUUGAAUUCUAGCAACUCGAUGCGUUAUCAAACCGGAAUUUAUUGAA